AAUAGUGAUCACUUUAUGUCAGUAUGGCUAAAACGCCCCCACUGUUUACAUACUCACUUAGCUUCCUAAAGCCUAAACAGCACUAGCAGCCUUACAUUUUAUCGAGAUCUUUAAACGGUUUUGCUAAAGCUUUUGCAAAAUGAAAGCUAUUUCCAUGAUAGAGAAAUCGGAAUAAACAUGUCGCAGGUAUUUAAGAAUCAGACAAGGCAUGCCCAUAAUUCCGGAGUCAUGUUAAACGACAACCUGACAACCGACGAAUGUGACUGGAAGCGUGCCCUGCGUAUGAACGUCACGGAUGACACACGAGAAUCCGCCUAUGCUUCGCUGUUAUAUCUUGUUGCAUUCCCCGUGUUGCUCUGUUUGUGCACCGUCGGAAGUGUCCUUACCGUCGCUGUUCUUUUGAACGAUCGAUUGCAGCGGAAAAUCUCCACGGCGAUCUACAUGGUCGGAGCAGCCCUCGGAAAUUUAUGUAUCAUGUGGCCUAAUUUUCCUGACUAUUUCUUCUUUUUGAGGGCAGCGAUUUCGCAAGGGUAUGAUAAGGCACAAAAUUCUUUUCCUUCGUAUGAGGCGGACGGUUUUCUUGACUUCCUGGGUGGUACCGCCCUUCAGUUUGUCGAUUGGACUUUGAUAAUCUUUGCGGCCGAACGCUUAAUCAGUGUGAUCCAACCAUUAGCAUUUUUCUCCCGACGAAAAUCUUCAGCUUGGAAACGCGCCGUUAUAACAGAAAUCAUCAUCCUCAUUCUGGCGGCAACAUUUUCCUUAUCACAUUUAUGGAUAUAUUAUUAUUGGUGGACCUCGCCCCAGUACAGCAGCCAGGACGAGAUGCUGCUGGACAUUCCAUCGCUGAAGCACUGGUACAUUGUGCAGACGAAUGCUGACACGAUCAUGCUGAUUGCCAAACGCCUCUUACUGCUCUUGAUAGACGGGGUGCUGAUAUUUGUUUUGUGGCGACAUAAGAGGCGUGUUAAAAGAACGCUGUCUCGCCGGACAAGUUCGUCAACACAGAAUGCCAAUCGCAUCGUUUAAGGCAGUCUAGUGUUAUAUCUAAUCACCCAGCUACCUACUCUCGGUUUCCAGUUCGCCCUCAUCGCCAGCCGUCCACCAUACUGCAUGUUGGACUUAACCAGUGGUGAGGAUGCCAGUGCUGAUGAUAUCGUGCAGAUUAUCAGCUGGGUGGAUUAUUCG
Molecule: messenger RNA, 1185 nt
Organism: Paramacrobiotus metropolitanus
Lineage: Eukaryota; Metazoa; Tardigrada; Eutardigrada; Parachela; Macrobiotidae
Exons: 4
Coding region: 178-1026 (282 amino acids)
Cellular component (GO): membrane
Source: RefSeq, a predicted model, not a curated record